Molecule: messenger RNA, 3087 nt
Organism: Suricata suricatta (meerkat)
Lineage: Eukaryota; Metazoa; Chordata; Mammalia; Carnivora; Herpestidae
Gene: NLRP2
Product: NLR family pyrin domain containing 2
Exons: 13
Coding region: 744-2855 (703 amino acids)
Biological process (GO): regulation of inflammatory response
Cellular component (GO): cytoplasm
Molecular function (GO): protein binding
Source: RefSeq, a predicted model, not a curated record
AACCACGAACCGUGAGAUCAUGGCCUGAGCGGAAGUCGGAUGGUAACCGACUGAGCCACCCAGGCGCCCUUGUACCACCUUUCCUAACCAAGCCGGACUCAUCAGCUUCCUAUGGCCAAAGUUGUUCUAAUUUGGAAAAAUCCCAGCCCUGUUCACAGUAGCUCUUCUGUACCGAGGCUCGUGCAUCGCUCACCGCUGGGAAGACAAGCCACACAAAUCAGGAGGUAAGGAUGCAUUUCUCACUCACGUGUUCACAGGUGGAGGUCCAGACUUUUUAUUACUUCUCCUAACAACUGUCCUUUCUGACAGUUGCCAUUUGGAGUUCCGAUCAGGUAAAGUCCCUACACAUAACUAUUUUUAAAAGAUUGUCUUAUAAAUUUGAAGAGUGUUAUAUAUCAUACGUGUAAUUUCUUCAGUGUAUCCAAGUGUUUUCCUGAUAUAUGGUAUCAACUGCAACUCACACUUUGAUUUAUGAGUCCUAGUCGAUAAAUUUUUUUUUGUUUUUGCUAAAUGCUUUCCCCUCUGUAUUCUAUAUUCCAUUUAAAAGCCCUUGCAAACUCCAACACACAGUGUCCUCAGUAUUUCUGUCAAACACCUUUACCUUUAGAUGAGCUAUUUCCUUACAUACGCACAUACCCUAAGUGCAUCUAAAUCAUGUUUCACACGGUGGUAGGUGUUUAAUGUAACGGUGUAAUCGUUACAUAAAUUGCUAUGUAACAUCGCGGUUAGUGUGAAACACCAGGAUGUCACUUGUCGGCAAAUCAGACACGCGACAGGACGUCUCUGCCUGCACAGGCACAUCUGAGACUCCCCAAUGCAGCAUGCCACCCUGUGCUAAGCAAGAAGAGAGUCAACGAAGCGUGCAGUCCGUGACAGGGGCUCAGCUGGGACUCAGCGCGGGAAGAGAAGCCCAGGACAAGAUGGUACCUGCUACACAGCUGGGUUUCAACCUGCAGCCCCUGCUGGAACAGCUCAGCCAGGAUGAGUUGAGGGAGUUUAAGUCCCUGUUGGGGCCCCUUUCCCUGCAAGAUGAGUCCCAGCACAUCCCUCUGGCAGAGGUGGAGGAAGCCGAUGGGAAGCAGCUGGCAGAAAUUCUCAUCAACUGCUGUCCCAGCCACUGGGUGGAGACGGUGACCAUCCAGGUUUUUGACAAGAUGAACCGAACAGAUCUGUCUGAGAAAGCAAAGGAUGAGCUCGGGGGGACCACCAGAACUCCAGAAACAAAACGUGCAAACGUGGAUGAGACGCAACAGCAUGCAGGAGAAGAGGACUCAGCGCUUGCACAAGUACUGGGAGAAGAUGUCACAAACCCAGAAGAAGCAAAGGAAGGUCUGAAAGGAGAAGAACCAGGUCAACAGGAUGAAUGCAGAAGUGUGUUAGAAGAGGAGGGAUGGCAAAGCUGGAAGGAGAACUUUGGGCCAGGAGCCAGUGAAAACAUCCACACCUUCACCCAGAGAUGCGAGACACUUGUCCCGUCCUGUAAUCCUAAAAUGUUUGCAGGGUCAUUUGCACAGACGGUGGUGCUGCACGGCCCGGCGGGCGUCGGGAAGACCACGCUGGCCCGGAAGUGCAUGCUGGACUGGACGCGGGAAGGCCCGGCGCUGGCCCAACCCGCCGCCUGCUUUCUCAGCUGCAAGGCGCUCGGCCGCAGGGGGCCCUGCACGCUGGCGGAGCUGCUGUCCGAGGGCGCCCCGGACCCGUCCCAGAAUGAUGAAAACGUGCUGUCUUUCUGGAUGGACCUUUGUUCUGUGUUCGACUCCAGCAAGAAUCUGGUGUUUCUAGACAUCAAUCAGACCUUCCUGAGUACCUCCUCAGUGAGGAUUCUUUGUGAGAAAAUCGCCUCUGCUACCCAUAAUCUUCAGAAAGUGGUCCUCAGAAAUGUUUCCCCGGUGGGGGCUUAUCGGGAUUUCUGCGCUGUCGUUGGAGGUCACGAGACACUAACCCAUCUGACCCUCCAAGGAAAUGACCAGGACGAUCUGCUUCCCGUGUUGUGUGACAUCUUGAGACGCCCCACGUGCCAUCUGCAAUGCCUCAGGUUGGUAUCUUGUCCCGCCACUACUCAGCAAUGGGCCUGUCUCUCCGGCUCCCUCGAGGUCAACCAGUCCCUCACAUGCCUGAACCUCACGGCCAGUGAGCUUGCGGACGAGAGCGCCAGGCUGCUGUGCGUGGCCCUGAGACACCCCAAGUGCCCCCUGCAGAGGCUGUCCCUGGAGAACUGCCACCUCACCGAAGCCUGCUGCAAGGAGCUCUCGUCGGCUUUGGUCGUCAACCGGAGGCUGACGCACCUGUGCCUGGCCAAGAACGCGCUCGGGAACGGCGGGGUCAGGCUGCUGUGCGAGGGCUUGAGUGACCCCGACUGUCAGCUGCAGACGCUGGUGCUCUGGUACUGCAGCAUCACCAGCGGCGGCUGCCACCAUCUGUCAGCCCUCCUCCAGCAGAACUGCAGCCUCAUGCACCUGGAUCUGGGGCUGAAUCACAUAGGAGUUACCGGGCUCAAGUUCCUGUGUGAGGCCUUGAAGAAGCCGGUGUGUAACCUCAAACGUCUGUGGUUGUGGGGAUGCGCCAUCACCCCAUUCAGCUGUGAGAUCCUCGCGUCUGCCCUCAGCAGCAACCGGAGCCUGAUCAGUCUGGACCUGGGCCAGAACUCCUUGGGCUAUAGCGGAGUGAAGACGCUCUGCGAUGCCUUGAGACUCCAGAGUCCCUUCCACCGGACGCUCAGGUUGAGGAUCGAUGAAUCUGACCCUCGAAUCCAGAAGCUGCUGAAAGAAAUCCAAGAAAGUGACUCACAACUGACCAUUGAGAGUGAUACGCAAGAUCCAACCAAUAACAGACCUUCUUCCCAGGACAUUUUCUGAAUCCCCCGGAGUUCCUCGUUCUCCAGUAAAGUCUGAGAUUCUCAAGGUGUGCGGGGAGCUCCUCUGAGCCCUCUUAGUGAUGUAGGUACUGGGCCAGAUGGUUUUUUCAGCCUUGGGGGUGCCUUUGGCUUCCAUAAAACAUGCACAACUGACUGACUGACCUCCGUUAUGGGCGGAAUGUCUGUGUCUCGAGUCUAUCAAGAAAAAUAAAGGUGAAAGCAUUCAUGAAGGA